CUUGCUUGAUCAGCUUGAUUUGACACAUCACAUUUGAUUUCCCCGUUUUUCCAUUUCGGGACAUAAUUAAAUAAAAAUAAUACCUAUAAACUGUCGAACCGGUGUUUUGAAGUUUAAUUAAUUACUUGCUUAUAACCUUGCUUUCAUCCGUCAGUGAUUUGUGAAUCGAGUGUCUUACCGAACGAAAGAAAUUUGUCGAAGUUGCAAUAUUUAUGACUACUUAAUUGUGUAGUGAUUUUUAAUCGGUUUUAAAAAUGACUGAAAGUUCACCAGACGAGACAAGUUCUAGACGUAAAGACUUCAUUUGCGGCGUAGUUGAAGGCUUUUACGGACGUCCAUGGACAACUGAACAAAGAAAAGAUUUAUUUCAUAAAUUGAAGAAAUGGGGUAUGGAUAUGUAUGUCUAUGCACCUAAAGAUGAUUACAAGCAUAGAGCAUACUGGAGAGAACUGUAUACAGUGGAAGAGGCUGAACAUCUUACUUCCUUGAUAUGUGCGGCUAAAUCACAAGGAAUCACCUUCUGUUAUGCUCUCUCACCUGGCCUGGAUAUAACUUACAGCAGCCAGAAAGAGAUAACUACAUUGAAGAGGAAGUUGGAACAGGUGUCACAAUUUGGCUGCACUUGUUUUGCUCUGCUGUUUGAUGACAUUGAACCAGAGAUGAGCGAGGCGGACAAACAGAUAUUCCAAAGUUUUGCUCAUGCACAAGUAUCAGUGACCAAUGAAAUCCAUCAACAUCUCGGCUGCCCUCGUUUCCUGCUUUGCCCCACUCAGUAUUGUUCCACAAGAGCCGUGCCGACAGUCAACAGCUCGGAAUAUCUUAUCACAUUGGGGACUAAACUCUCACAGCAGAUUGAUAUCAUGUGGACUGGUCCUAAAGUGAUAUCAAAAACGUUAACAACUGAAUGUAUAGAAGAGAUCACGCAAGUGUUACGUCGACCUCCAGUUAUAUGGGACAACCUGCAUGCUAAUGACUACGAUCAAAAACGAAUCUUUCUGGGACCAUACUGUGGACGGUCUCCUGAACUAAUUCCCCUUCUCCGUGGAGUGCUGACUAACCCUAACUGUGAAUACAACGCUAAUAUGAUACCUAUAUGGACUCUAGCGCAUUGGGCUAAUUGCAGUUUAGAUGCGCCUGCGCAUAUGGAAGCAGUAUCAUGGGAUAUUAAAUUGGAGCGUGAGAGCGAGCAAGGUGUAUGCGAGGACGAACCCCCUCUCACUCUAGGCAAGCACGUCUAUCACCAUAGACAAGCUUUAAGACAAGCGAUAAAUGAAUGGCUGCCGGAGUUCUCUAUACCUAAGACAGCUCAAGGACCUGUUAUAAAACCACAACCUCCUGUAACAGUACCCCCAGUGGCGAUAGUCCCUAUCCUACCGUCGGUGAACACGUGCAUGUCGCUGGUGACGGCCACCAGCACCACGCACACCACCAGCACGGCGGACAUGAGCGCGGCCGUCCCCGCCAUCCCCACCAUCCCCACCGUCAACACCAGCCAGCUGCAGGCGCUCGCCGACGUCUGCUCCGCCACUCCGGACAGACCGAUACUCUCCACUGGGAUAUCGCCGAUAGAAACAUUCAACCCAGUAGCGAACCCAGUAAUGAACUCUUUAGUGUCACCGACAAAAGUUAUUUUAAACGAAUCCAUACCGAAUCCAAUUAUACCCAUCGCAAGUUCCAAUAUGGCGUUACCUUCAGAAAUACCAGUUUCUACAUUACCCGUACCCAUAAUCGGUUUAAAAGCUUUAGAAGGCCAUGAUAAAGAUCAGAAUAUGGAUAAAAUAGAAAUGAACGAUACAGCGAGUAAUGAUAGCAUUCUAGAAACUUCUAGCUUUAUAGAAGAGAUGAAGAAGGAUAAAGAAGAUGAUAUAAUAGUUGAUGAUGUUGAACCGCAACUGGAUAUACAAAAGAAUGGAGAAAUGAGUAUUGGAGCCACGCCGCAGACGCUGAGCCCGCGCCGCUGCAGCAACGCUGAUGCUGCACUGGAGCCGCUGGAUGUAGACCCGCCCUCCACCGCCGCGGACUCUGACGUCGUCAUGAAUGAUGGACUUAGCGAGAAUGGUUCGAUGCAAGUGGAACCCAGCAACAGUCCAUUGAGUGGUGACAUGAUGGUCGAACCAACGGAAUUAAAUGAACCCACAGAUGAGUACACAAUAAAAUCAAUUGUAUUACGUUUUGUUUCAGAGCUCGGCAAAUUCCCACAAAAUAUAACAUCUAACACACAAGCGAGUUACACAUGGUUCUCGAAAGGCUGGCGCGAGGCGUUCGAGAGCGGGCUGCAGGAGCCGUGGGUGUUCCGCGGCGGGCUGACGGCGGACCUGCGGCGGCUGCUGGCGGUGGAGUGCGGCGACGCGCGCCCGCAGCUGCUGCCGCUCGGCCUGCCGCUCUCUGUGCGCCCCUAUACCGCGCAGGAUGAACAUGCGGUGACAAUGUUAUGUAACAAAAUGUGCAGAGACACCGCCGACUGCGCUGAUCUGUUUCCAAGUGAUCUGCAGAAUUUACCCGCGGAUAGACUGGUGUCGUCAUUCCUUACGCUAUGUCCUGAACUGUGUAUGGUGAUAGAAGAUGACUCGGGCUGCAUCCAGCAAGAAGCAGACACAGAAGUAGAAGUUGACGACUCAGAAGAUAAAUCGGAGAGUAUCGCGGAAGUCAAAUUAAAUGGUAUAAAACCGGAGAUAGUAGGGUAUGCUUGCGCGGCGCUCAACGCUAAAGAGUUCUACAGGAAGCAGGAAGUGGCCUGGAUACCGGAGAUGUGCCAGAAAUACCCGCAGGAACUGCUCCAGAGAGAAGACCUCAGUCCAGCUGCCAAGGUCGGUUGUACUGAUGUCAGCAAUCACACUAUAUUACACAACUUAGGGGGUGUGAGCGGUGUGCACGCGUGUAUCGAUCCUUCAGACCAGUACCUGCAUCAGUUCUACACAAAGUUGGGCUUCGUGGAGCUGUCGCGGGAGGGCGGCGCGGUGUUCCUCGCGCGCGCCUUCUAGCGCCCGCACCGCAGGACGCUGCGCACGCGCCCGCGCCCGCGACGACAGCGCUGACUGCAAGCAGCACCGAAUGCAGGCGACACCGACUGUAGUCAACGCCGACUUGAGUUAGCACCGACUGCAGUCAGCACCGACUAGUCAACACUAACUGUAAACAACACCAACUGCAGUCAACACUAACUGUAGUCAACACCAACUGCAGUCGACACUAUCUGCAAACAGCACCAACUGUAGUAUACAGCAACUCCAGUCAACACCGACUAAAGUCAAUACCAAUUGCAGUCAACACUAACUACGGUAACCACCAACUGCGGUCACCACUAACUGCUGUGAGCACCAACUGAAGUCUGCACCAAUUGUAGUUAACACCAACUGAAGUCAGCGCCAACUCCAGUAAGCACUAACUGCAGUCAACACUAAAUGUAGUCACCACCAACUGUAGUUAGUGUUGACUGCAAUCUGACUCAAUUAGAUUUAUUAUGAUACUAUCUUAAGCUAUGUAAAUAUUUAUAAGCGUAUCUGAUAUCUCUACUCUGACGUAUUUCCUUUAGUAUCUUUUCUGACGUCCCCGUGCGUUCUGACGUUAUUUAUUUUUUCUGACUCCAUAAUGACUAAUUUCGAUACGACUUGUAUGGCGUUUUAUUACACUGUCGCUUUUAUUUCAUAUGACAUGUCACCCUUGUCUUCUGUCUUAAUUUAUGACACGCUUUAUUUAUCUUAACAAAUUUUAUUUAUGCAUUUUCACACUUCUUAUAUAUCUAACACUUGUAUGUUUAGUACCAGACUAAUAAUUUAGUCGAGUAUAGAGUAAUUUAUUCACGUUUAUAAGAUUUCCUAAUCUCGACUAUAUUUUCAUACAUGUUAAGAUACUAAAUUACUAGGUACUCGACUAAAUUACUAGUCUAGUUUAAACUAGGCUUUAGUAUAAGUAAAAAGUUCAAAUCCGCCCACACAAAAAUAUCAAACUCUGUGCGUUUCCACUAUCAAACAUGUACAGAAACAUUGUCAUUCAACACAUUCUGUUUAUUAAAGAGAUAUGUUUGUAAGAAAUUUUACGAGUGCAAACACGCGGUUACUCAAUAAGUAAAUUUACAAAGGGUGAUGGCAGAUUCAAUUACUUCAUAGUAAUUUUUUUUUUAUUUAUUUUAAAAAUAAGCCUUUUUCGUUGUUGCUAUAUUUUAUCCGUAAAAAUCAUAUAAAAGUAUUAGAAUAUACAAUAAACAGUGCUAUUGUUUUUAUUAUUUAUAAUCGUAUAAUACAUUUUAGCAUAUACCUGUUUACCCUAUUUUAUUUUCUGUUUAUUUAACACACAAAAAAACUAAAAAAAAGAUGAGAAAAAUCAUUUAUGAAAUCACAGUUUAUUUUUUUCUAAUAAGUUGUAAUAAUUUAUUUCUACAGACUUAGACAGAUAUAAAAAUAUUUUUACACUUAUAACAUGUUAUAAAUUGAUAAACGGCGGCAUCAAAAUAUAUAAAGUGACGAGAAUCAUAUGCGAGAGAGAGGCAAGAUCGGUGUAAGCGUUCGUUGUGACGUCACAUGUCAUCCGUAACCGAUUCUACAGAUAAUUUUUGUCUUCCUAAAAUAUUGUGUUAUGUUUUUUUUGUAAUACUGUAAAAUACUAACAAGUGUGCGUAUAAAACAGCUUUUUAUAUAUUAAAGUAAAGGUGCCGGUUAUAUGUCAUUUCAAAACUCAGUCUAUAUCUUAAAACCAAUUCUUAAGUUUCAAAAUAGAUGUUUCCCGUUAGACCGAUUGACUUUAUAGGAGUAAAUUUUUGACCAUUGGACCGUUCGGCUAAAACAGACUGUAUCAUAUGAUUCAUUAGUCGAAAUGUAUAUUUCAUUUAAGAAAAUGGUGUUCCAUAAUUUUGUAUAAUAUUGUAUUGUUUUCCCUUUAAACCACAAAUGGGUAGAAAUGUUUGAAUGUAUGAUAAAAGUCGCUAGUUAUAUGUUAUAGUGGCUACUUAUGAAUAAGUAUUACAAUAUUUAAAUAAAUAAGCUCUCACUGGUUUAUUCCAAUUGGUAAAUAAAGAAAAAAAACGAACUAAAUGCAAUUCAAAAUUUGUUACCUUUAUAAAUGGAUAGGCUAUUAAUUGUUAUGUGUUUAUUUGAUUUUCGCCAUUUUGGCGCUAAUUGUUGCGCUUGAUCCAUGUUACGAUUUUAAAUUAAUAAUUAACUGUUAUUAAAAUCAAAAAGUCACGUUUAUCUAUUUAUAAAUAUCUAUGCUUUUUAACAAGUUUAGUUUGACAUCUAUGGUUAUAUCAAGUGGCAAUUGUUUCCCACUGAAAUUGGUCUACUGACUUUAAAAUUAAAGUUUUUUACAAGAUAUUUUUAAUAAAUUCAGUUCUGUAUCUAACAAAAAAAA
Molecule: messenger RNA, 5343 nt
Organism: Papilio polytes (common Mormon)
Lineage: Eukaryota; Metazoa; Arthropoda; Insecta; Lepidoptera; Papilionidae
Gene: Oga
Product: protein O-GlcNAcase
Exons: 20
Coding region: 255-2981 (908 amino acids)
Biological process (GO): glycoprotein metabolic process
Molecular function (GO): beta-N-acetylglucosaminidase activity
Source: RefSeq, a predicted model, not a curated record